Messenger RNA from Spodoptera litura, 3147 nucleotides. RefSeq lists its product as uncharacterized. Gene Ontology annotation, biological process: regulation of transcription by RNA polymerase II. Gene Ontology annotation, molecular function: protein binding. The record is from RefSeq and is a predicted model, not a curated record. Gene Ontology annotation, cellular component: nucleus. Lineage: Eukaryota; Metazoa; Arthropoda; Insecta; Lepidoptera; Noctuidae.
GAUGCAGAGUCAGGGCGGGCGCCGGUGGCGACCAAACGCGCCCCUCGCGAUACGACGCAGGCGCGCGCCGCUAACCGACGCUCAGUUAGUUGGAUCGAUAAGAUAAACGCGCAACCCCGGUCUACGAGUUAAAUCAAUAUAAUUUCUAUCGAUUUUUGCAGCCGCAGCCGCCGCACACCAGAGUCGAGGGUCGCAAGCGGUGGGUGCGCGCAUUGUGUUGUUUGAGAGUACAGAGAUUAUUUUUAAAUUCUGUGAUAAUGUUUGUGAAUAUUCUGUAAUGUGUGUGAACUAGUUUAAAAUUAUUGUCGAUUGUUGUUUGUUUACGGUGGUGUGAAAUGUAGAUAAACGAAACAAAAAUGACGUCCACGGACACAUACCAGUUGAAAUGGCAUUCGCACAGUUCACAUCUGAACGGCUCCGUAGCGGCUUUGCUUCGCUCGGAGCGGUUCACGGAUGUGGUGCUGUGUACCCUGGACGGGUCGCAGAUACCGGCUCACAAGUUCAUCCUGAGCUCGUGUAGCGUGUACCUGAGCAACUUGUUCGAAGGCCAGCGGUCGGUGACGCGCAUGGGCGGGAUGCUCUACGUCGUCUUACCUUCGGAGAUAUCCACAAAAGCUCUGAAGAUCCUCGUGGAGUACAUGUACAAAGGUGAAACAACAGUGUCAAACGAAGUUUUAGACACUGUGUUAAAAGCAGGAGAAGUACUAAAGAUCAGAGGGCUUUGGAGACAGACUGAUGAUGGCAGUUCUGAAACUCCUGAGAAGGCAACUACUCAGACUAUCACUGCCACUAGUCUUGCCAAACCUGCUUUGGCAAAGAAACCUGAUGAGAUACCGAUACAACCUAAGAUAGCUGUUAAGAAAGAUGAUAAGUUACUAAAAGCCUUCAACCCUGGACAACCUGGUGCUAGACCAAUGUUCAUUGGGCCUCCAAAGCUAGUAUUUAUAAAGACAAGUGAAGGUGGUGCGCAAGCAGCAAUUAGGCCGGGAGCUCCUAAGGGGCAAACGAUCUUAGUUGCUCCAGCGCCCACCGCGGACGCAGUCGCAGUCGCAACCGCCACAACUACUGCAACUCCGGCCACAACCACCGUCACAGUAGCCACCACGACUGCCAGUGAGGAAUCGUCUGACGAACCAUUGACGCCUAGAAUCUUGAGAAGACAUACGGAGAGAAAAUACGGAAAGAGGCAAAAGACUGAAGUUAAAUCUGAUGAUGACGUGAAAGAUGGAGAGGAAACACAGGAUUCUGAAUCAUCAAAAAAGUCAGGUCAAAACUUGGAAAGCGAAGUACAAAUAAAAGAUGAGCCGGAAUGGGACGCCAGCAGUAUUGAAGAGGAGGAGAGGUCUAUCGCUGAAAUGUUCCAAGCUGAAAUGAGUGUAAAGAGCGAGCCUACUGAUGAAGUCGACAUUGAAGAGGAAAGCUUGAUGUACUCCCCGCUGGCGUGCGAGCUGUGCGCGGAGGUGUUCACGGUGCCGGCCGCCUGGGUGCGCCACGUGCAGGCGCACGCGCGCUCCGACACCACGCACGCGCGCAAGCGCAAGCUGCGCUCCGCGAGUGACGACACGGAAGAAACAAUGGCCCUCCUUCGCUGCGACCUCUGUCAGAAACAUUUCCCGAACCCUGCAGAGUGGGUGCGACACAUACAAAGCACACACACUGAAUCAGAAUUGGCCAUAUCAAACAACAGUGCCCCACCAAAACGUCACAAUCGUUUCACAGAGGGCGCGCAAAACAAGAGUUGCACGCAAUGCAAGAAAACAUUCCCGUCGCACGCAUCGAUGCUCAUACAUAUGCGAACGCACACAGGUGAACGUCCAUUUGUGUGUGGACUCUGCAACAAAGGUUUCAACGUGAAGUCCAACUUGUUACGACACUUGCGCACAUUACACGACCAGCUGAUCAGUCCGAGCGGCGUGGAAGAUGCUGAGGAGGAGGAAGUAACACCGGGCCCUUCCGAGGUCAAGCGCGAGUCCUGAGGACGUGGAGGGGGGGCAGGUAGAGGGCGCGGGCGUCGUGCUUAUGGAGCAACGAGCGACGCGAACCGCCGCGCUGCUGCUGAAAAGAAAAGGCAGACAGACAACGCAUCACCGUCUAAUGUACCGCGCAAGCAGAGCUACUCGCUCUUCUUGAAACAACGAGCGGUACUAUUCUCUGCCAAAAAGUGGAAACAGUGAAACUUGGCAUGGCGACUUGCUACACUUUCAUUCAUUAUAUUGUCAUGUUUCUUUAAACUCAUUUUGAGUUUCAAGUUACAAGUAGCAACGUCGCCAGCCAUUUGUUCAUUCACUUUUACACCUGCCCACCCUCCUCCAAAAUUACGGUUAAUUUAUAUUUAAGUAUUUAAUAUUGAGUGAUUUAUUUUUUGUAAUCCCCUAGUUCAUUAUCUUUUAAGUACCUCGACGUCUAGUCACAUGAUAUAUUAUAAGACUUAAAUAUUGGCUAGCAGUAAGUGAUCACCAAAUAAUAUAAUACGCCAGAGAUGUCAAGUGUAAGUUGAGUCAAGCAAGUUUUAAGUUUGAAGUGUAUUACUAAAUUAACAGUGGGCAUUUUUGUUUUACUGAUACACCUUGUAAAAUAAUAUAAUGUGUCUAAAUGUUAAUAGGUAAUAGCAUUACUACUGAAUAACUGAUCUUUUAGUUUGUAUUGGACAUGGUUUAGCAUGCACCAAAACGUUUUUGAUAAACCAUCUUAUUUGAUCUUAUACUGAAACAUAAAGACAGCAAUCAUUUUGUAAUUGUAUAGUAACCCUAGUCAUUAGGUAAAGCUGAGUGAAUAAAAUACUUUUAAUAAAAAAACAUCACUCAUCUAAGUGUUUCAGUGGUGCAUGCUAACUCCAUAAGUCUGUUAGUUUAAAAUGCAUGUAACCAUUCCAGUAUCUUGCCAUUUUAUAUGUGUAACACUAGUGGGAAUAAUAUUAUUUGUUUAGAUGUAAGAAUAUUUUUAAUAUAUAUAUAAUAUUUGAGUAUUUAAAAACUGCGAAGCUUUAAGUUCAGCAUUCCAUUGUGUUAGAAGUGAUUUAUUUAUUUUGGACGUGUAUCCAUAGACUAAUAGUGUUUUACUUUUAUUUCACGGUAAUAGAAUACUCAUGUGCAACAUGAUGCUUUUUUUGUAAUUUGAUAAUGUGGAAAAUAAAGUGAUUUAUGUCAA